AUGUCGACCACGGCAGAGGAGCAGGCGAAGCUGGUCGAGACGUCGAAGCGUCUGGCCGCCUACCAGGCUGUCAAGGACUACCUGCUUCCAGAGUACACCAGGGUAGGCAUUGGCUCCGGGAGCACCGUUGUCUACGUGGUCGAGGCGAUUGCCGCGCUCGGGCCCGCCGUCACCUCCAAGAUGGCCUUUUACCCGACGGGCUCCCAAUCCGAGGAGCUGAUCGAGGCGGCCGGCCUGGACCUGCAGUACAUCAGCAAGCUGCCGGCCGGCCGGCAGCUGGAUGUUGCGUUUGACGGUGCCGACGAGGUGGACGACGACCUGAAUCUGAUCAAGGGUGGUGGCGCUUGCUUGUGGCAGGAGAAGAUUGUGGCCGCCAGCGCCAAGCAGUUUGUUUGUGUCGCCGACUUUCGCAAGCUCUCCCCAAGCCUGGGGACGGCGUGGAAAAAGGGAAUCCCCAUUGAGGUGCUCCCCAUGGCUGCUCCGAGGGUUCUCGACGAACUCCAGCGGAUGGGCUCGCAAAACCCCCGCAUACGGCCCGGACUGCCCGGAAAGGCCGGCGCCAUCGUCACGGACAACGGCCUGUGGAUCAUCGAUGCGCCCUUUGCACCGCUCCUGCUCUCCAAGGGCACCGAACCCGGCGACGGGAACAACGGCGUCUGGACUGUUGACGCACUCGCGGAUGCGUUGAUCAAGAUUCCUGGGGUCGCCGAAAUCGGCUUGUUUUAUGGGAAGAACGGGCUACAGGUUGCCAGCGGCGCGCAGAAGCCUGUUGCUGCCUACUUUGGGAUGGCCGAUGGCUCGGUCGAGGUCAGAACGGCGUCGUCUUGA
Molecule: messenger RNA, 828 nt
Organism: Chaetomium fimeti
Lineage: Eukaryota; Fungi; Ascomycota; Sordariomycetes; Sordariales; Chaetomiaceae
Product: ribose 5-phosphate isomerase A-domain-containing protein
Exons: 1
Coding region: 1-828 (275 amino acids)
Biological process (GO): pentose-phosphate shunt, non-oxidative branch; D-ribose metabolic process
Cellular component (GO): intracellular membrane-bounded organelle
Molecular function (GO): ribose-5-phosphate isomerase activity
Source: RefSeq, a predicted model, not a curated record